CAGCUCAGCAUCAGUGGUGAACUCCACUCCACUCCAGUCCUCGCAGCUCAUACUUGGAGCACAUUUUCGAGUUCGCUCGGCCAACAUGGUGAACAGCCGCAGUCUAGCCCUCCUGGCAAUGUUCGCCGUGGUGCUUGCAGUAUCAAGCUCGGUGACAGCAGCCGACUAUUAUGAGACCGAGUUCGUCAAUGAGUAUAGUCUGGAUAUCGAUGUACAGCUAGCCUUCUCCUCCAAGGAUUACUACCGAUACAAGGGAGUCGACGAGUUUACAAUUCAUGGUCAAGUGUCAAGAGUGAUCUCCUACUCGUUACAGAAGGUUUUGAACAUUUUCGACGUCCGUGCGCUUCUCUGGGAGGUCAAAGCAGUCGUUGAUGGUGAGCUCAAGCACGCGUUCGUUUUGGUGCCAUUUGAUGCCAAAGUGGUCAUCACCGUCAGAGCAGCUGGUCCUUGUGCGGAUGUCUAUGUUAGUAGCAAGAUUUCUCAUCGACCUAUUCUCGUCGGUCGCGCUUAUUUACACUAGGCCACUUGUAGGAAAAAUAGAUUUGUAGACUCGACGCAUGUAGCGGAGAAAAUUCAAUUUGAGGUCUCUAAGAGAAUUAUCUGGAUUUAAAGUGUUUGGAUCCCAGAAUGAAGUUUCCAAUUUGUAAUAAGAUUGUUCCGUU
Molecule: messenger RNA, 662 nt
Organism: Marchantia polymorpha subsp. ruderalis
Lineage: Eukaryota; Viridiplantae; Streptophyta; Marchantiopsida; Marchantiales; Marchantiaceae
Source: the annotation of a GenBank genome assembly